Messenger RNA from Erythranthe guttata (spotted monkey flower), 1779 nucleotides. The record is from RefSeq and is a predicted model, not a curated record. NCBI's taxonomy places the organism in Eukaryota, Viridiplantae, Streptophyta, Magnoliopsida, Lamiales, Phrymaceae.
UUAAACUCGAUUGUACAUUUAGAAGACAACGAGCGUUGCUUAAAAGUAUUGCUUUUGAGUUAUAACCAUUUGCCGGUACACCUCAAGCCAUGUUUUCUGUAUAUGGGAGUUUUUCCCGAAGAUAGGAAAAUCCAUGUCUCCUGGCUCGUAAAAUUAUGGGUUUCCGAAGGAUUUCUGAAACCAAUUAGCGGCAAAAGCUUGGAAGUGGUUUCGAGAGAGUAUUUAGAGGACCUUUGUGACAGAAAUCUCAUUAGAGUUCAUCAAAGAGGGUCUAAUGGGAAAAUAAAAUUUUGCAACAUACAUGAUCUCUUGAGGGAAGUAUGCUUAAGAGAAGCUGAGAGAGAGAAGUUCCUUUACGUCCCAAGAAAGCAUAGCCUCAACAUUGCACAAGGAAUAAAUACGCAACGCCGCAUUAUUAUUCAUCAAAGCGAAUCGGAGACUGGAUAUCUCCGUGACGUCCUGCAAGUGAACAAUACGUUGCUAUCGGUGCCCCUUGCCCGUUCAUUGAUGUGCAAAUUUAUGCUUUUACCAUCACACCCCGGAUCUAAUUAUAGAUUGUUGAGGGUGCUGAAAGUAGUUGAUAAACAUUCAUAUUCUGGCUAUCAUGCGUCAGAUUCCAUAGAAGCCGUUCUUCAGCUAGUUAACUCGAGGUUCCUUGCCAUCGGAGCUGAUUGGCAGAAUUUCAGAUUUCCUUCUUCAGUGUAUCUCCUUUGGAAUCUACAAACUUUAAUCGUUAAGGAUAUGUUUUACGCUGUCGCACCAUCCGUAAUUUGGAAGAUGACUCAACUAAGGCACAUCGAGUUCGGUCUACUUGAUCUGCCCGAUCCUCCUAUUGGUGGUGACGACGACUUUGUCUUGGGGAAUCUACAGACUCUCUUGAAAAUAAGAAAUUUCAAAUGUGGAGAAGAGGUAGUUAAGAGAAUCCCCAACGUCAAGAAAUUACAAAUAUGUUAUCUUGAGGAAUUCGAGGGAUGUUCAAGUUACUCUCUCAACAAACUUGUCCGUCUACAUAAACUCGAAUCCUUUAGCUGCUUCUUUUAUUCCCAAAAGAAACCACACCGGAACGAUUUGCUGCGGAACUUGAUCCUCCCGAAUUCCAUCAAGAAGUUGGCUCUGAGGGGGACCAAUCUAUACUGGGACGACAUGAAGACAAAGAUAGGUUUGUUACCCAAUCUUCAAGUACUCAAACUGCAAUAUAAUUCCUUUGUAGGACCCGAGUGGGAAACCGUUGACGGGCAAUUCUGCAACCUAAGAUUCUUGCAAAUCUACACGUGUAGUGAUCUGGAAUGGUGGACAACGACAGACAGCUCCCACUUUCCACGCCUUGAGCAUCUUGUUCUCUGUAACAUGGAUAAGUUGAACGAGAUGCCGUCGUGUAUUGGAGAAAUACCAACGCUUCAAUCCAUUGAGUUGAAAAAUUGUAGCGACUCAACUAUCAUCUCUACUAGAAGAAUAUUGGAGGAACAAGAGGAACUCGGCAAUGUAGGCCUUCGAGUUCGAGUUAUCUUAUUCAAUCAAGAACACUUGGAGAGCUUGGCUAGAUCCAAUUUUCAAAUUGAAGAAUCUCGCAGUACACAGUGAGUGAACCCACGUGCGGAACAUAAAUCGGAGAAUGGAGGUCCGGAAGCUGAUCGCUUGUCGAGUUAUCGAGCUCAGAUUGACAAUUUAAUCGAUUCGAUUGUUGUUACAAUUCGGUCCGAACCUGAUCGGUGAAUAAAGUUUUUUUUCUUCUCUCAUGAACAUAUAAAAUCAUAUAAACCCGUAUUUCCGAGAUCUAAA